GGAUCACGAACGUCAUGACGACAUCGACGUGCGACGCCAGAGCGCAGAGAGAGGUUUUACACGAAGAGACGAAGAACGAUGACAACAAGUUUAACAGAAGCUUUAAAAAGACACUUUGGGUUUGAGAAAUUUCGCUCGAAGACACAGGAAGAUGUCGUCAAUGCGGUCAUCAGAGGUGACAAGGAUGUGUUCGUGUGCAUGCCGACUGGAGCAGGAAAGUCGAUCUGCUACCAGCUGCCUGCUGUGCUGGCUGAAGGAAUUACUCUGGUUAUAUCUCCUCUAAUCGCUCUCAUUCAGGACCAAGUAGACCGCCUGAAGAGUCUGAACAUCCCCGCCUGCUCCAUCAACUCCAAGCUUCCUGUGGGCGAGCGACGCCUCAUCCUGGCUGAUUUAGGGAGCAGCAGCCCCAAGCUGAAGCUGCUCUACAUCACUCCAGAAAUGGUGGCCUCUCCCUCCUUCCAGCCCUGUCUCACAGACCUGUGUUCCCGUGGCCUCCUGUCUUACCUGGCCGUGGACGAGGCUCACUGUGUCUCCCAGUGGGGACACGAUUUCAGGCCUGACUACCUCAAACUGGGCGAGCUGCGUGCCCGCUUGGCGGGGGUUCCCUGUUUGGCCCUGACUGCCACGGCGCCGAAGAAUGUACUGGAGGACAUUAUUAAAUCCCUGAGGCUGCGAUCACCGCUGUCUUUCGUCACACCUGUCUUCCGGAGUAACUUGAACUAUGAUGUGAUCUUCAGGGAGAUGCUGCCAAACCCCUACGCUCACCUUCACGCCUUUAUUACGAAGGCACUGGAUGACAGCACUAAUGGACAGGGUUGUGGGAUUGUGUACUGUCGGACCAGAGACGGCUGUGAAACCGUGGCGCACCAGCUGACCAAGCUCGGAGUGUUGUCCAAGCCUUAUCAUGCAGGUCUGAAGACGGCAGAUCGAACAGAAGCUCAGAAUGAGUGGAUGCAGGGGAAAGUGCCGGUUAUUGUAGCCACCAUCAGCUUUGGUAUGGGAGUAGACAAGGCCAAUGUCAGGUUUGUCGCUCAUUGGAACCUGGCAAAGUCCCUGGCCAGUUAUUACCAAGAGUCCGGGCGAGCUGGACGAGACGGGCUGCCCUCCUCCUGUCGCACCUACUACUCACCGAAAGAUAAGGAGCAGCUCAACUUUCUCAUUCGCAAGGAAGUCGGACGCAAACAGGCGAAACGGGGCGCGGAAAAGGAGAGUGACAAAACAGCCAUUACAGACUUUGACGCCAUGGUGUCGUUCUGCAUGCAGGAAGCUUGCCGCCACGCCACCAUCUCCAAGUUCUUCGGGGACAAGACGCCGAACUGUGCCGGCGCCUGCGACUUCUGUCGAAACCCCAAACUCGUGCGAGCUCAGCUGGAGCGAGCGGCGACACUCAGCACCAAGACCGAAGCGGCGAGCCAAGAGCCCAGAGGAGCGUUCGGGUUCCAGAAGGGGCUGUACGAGGGAGGGAGGAAGGGCUACGGCUUCGAAAGGUAUGAUGAAGCCGACGGCGACAGCGGUGAGGAUGACGGCUCGCAGAGGAAAAAGGAGUUUUCUAAUCUCUUUAAGAAGCAGAUGAACCUGCGGAAGGCAUCAAACAGUCAGAGAGAAGGCUUUAUUCCCCCAGAAAAUGGCUGUCCGCUCAGAGAGGCCUGCAGCCAGAGGAUCCCCAGACUCACAGUGAAGGCCAGGGAGCACUGCCUGUCCCUGCUGCAGGAGGCGUUAUACGACCACCAGAGGGCAGAAGACCCCUUCAUCGGUGACACUCAGUCUCUGGCCGUGGAUAUUGAACAUGAAAUCUUCAAGAGCCACAAAUCGUCCAACUUGUACAAAGCCGCCGUUCUAAAGAGGGUUUCCGAGAUGAAGAAAACAGCUCCUGCUUCAGCUGGAGGAGAGAGAGGAGACGGUGAGAGGACUACAAGUGAAUCUGACAAAGAAACUGAAAUGUGCCCCUCUUCUUCCUCCGUCUCUGAGGAGCUGCAGGGGUUCACAUCUGCAUCAGAGAUCUACUCAAUGAAGCGUAAAAGAGUUGGAGCAGGUCAGAGAGGCUUGUCCAACCCCUACCUAUGUGCCAAGGAUCUGCUGAAUUCCUCCAUGCUGGACAGUGAGUCCAACAAGGGGACGGAGGGCGGCGGAAGAGAUACAAACACGGACGCGUCUUUAGCUAUGACAUCGUCCAUCAGAGCCCGAGCAAACGCCGCCGCCUCUCUGAACAGCCCGACAAAAGGCGGACGAGCCAUGAGCAAGAAGCAGCAAAAACUGGCAGAAGCAGCGAAGAGUUCGCGCAACAUUUUCCAGUACUUCACAAAGAAAGAGGCAACAGAAGACAGGCAGGAGGAGGAGGAGGAGGAGGAGGAGGAGGAGGAGCCUGUCAACGGACUUGACGUUACAUCAGCUGAUGCCGAAGCUGUGGUUGCUGAAGAACGCACUUACCAGGAGGACGAGAUCAGUCCUGAGGAAGCCGAUGUUUAUGAGGUGUUACAAGAGGAAAGAAAGGAAGAAAUAAUCGUCAUCAAGGAUGAUGAUGAGGUUGAAACUGAGGACACUGAGAUCCAACAGCAGGAACAGAACCUGGAGCAGAAACAAGAACAGGACCUGGAUCUGGAGCAGGUUCAGGACACAUUUGAGGAGUCUGCUGCAGGACAAAACAAACCAGAAGAAGCUGCUAAAUCACCUCUGAUAACGGAGUUGCCGGGCAACGCAAAAGCAAACAACGAGCUCUCUCCUCCAGCGAAGCGCAGACGCCCCGCAGACGGCCGUAGCAAAAGAGUAACGUUCAACCCCGACGUGCUGGAGAGGGACCUGCACCCGGUGAGCAAGUGCCCUCCGCCCGUCACGCUGAAGGAAGCAGCUGAUAUCGUGGUCAGAUAUCUGAACCCCUCUUACAUCAAGGGCAAGUUUGCAACCAAGGAGCUGUUUAAGUCCUUUGCUCGCUACUUGUCUCACCUUCUCACAGAGGGGAGGAGUCUGGGUAAAAGCCAAGUUGAAGCAGAAGCCAAAGCUCUCAUCAAGACGUUCUUCAGCGGAGUGAAGCGCUGCGAGAGCGAGCUCGACUGGAAGCACCUUACAUGAGCACACAGCUGUGACGCCAGAGAACGAGGAAGGAUGGGAAGGGAAAUAAAGCCAUUUUUUUUUUUAAAAAGGUCAAAACCCUUCCUCUUUGACUUUGCCCUAUGAGCUUCCCUUUUUCCCCCGGUGAUCUCAGGCUUCAACUCAGACUACACAUGUGUACAGUUUAUUAGCUGCUGGAGUUCUGCUUUUUCUAUGUCAAUUAUUAAACAUUAUCACUUGGGACUGUUAAAAAAAAGAAGCUAUAUUUUUCAGCACAUAAACUAAUGACUGUUUAUGUGAUCUUACAGUUUGUCUUUGUUUGUUUCGCUAUAGUUUGGGGGCUGGGCUCAAGAAAAGCUGCACUUUUCUAUUCUUCAUGUCAAUCUUCCCUUGAACCUAAAAGACAACAUGAGCGGGCUAGUUUUGAUCCUGGGUUGAAAAAUAGUUGAAAAUCAAAAGCCACUUGGAAUGACUUAAAAUGUCAGCAUUCUAACUGUCCAUGUGUACCAUCUUAGCUUGGAGUUUUAGCAUAAGAGAUGUCCCAAUGCCUUUUAUGUUACACACAUUAUGUGGAUGGACAACACAUCGCUGGCAUUUGCAUUGAAAACAUUGUAAAAAAAAAAAGAGUUUAAACAUUAAAAAACUCUGGUACAUGUUUGAAAAGGUUGUUCUGACAUACAACUGAAAGUGUCAGAUUAAAGUUUAACUGCUGAUUCAUUUUGAUAUUUGCUGCUACUAAAAUAGACAUGAGUGAAAGAUUCUGUAAAUCGGUUCUUGUGUUUCCUUUUUUUUUUUUUUUGUAAAAUGAACUAAAGUCUGUUUGUUGGGUAGUAUGUGUCUGGUGCUUUAUUUAAGAACAUGGAUUUAAACAGAGCAGUUAAAUCAGUGCCUGUCGGGCCUGUGAGAGGCUUUUUGUCUCUGGAUGAAACCAGAAUACAGAGAUGUGUCUGAACCAGAGACUGUGAACAGUAUUUUCAGUCUCUGGUGUGAACAGCACACUUUACAAUAAAGUCUCUGAACAGAC
Molecule: messenger RNA, 4069 nt
Organism: Labrus bergylta (ballan wrasse)
Lineage: Eukaryota; Metazoa; Chordata; Actinopteri; Labriformes; Labridae
Gene: recql5
Product: RecQ helicase-like 5
Biological process (GO): double-strand break repair via homologous recombination
Cellular component (GO): cytoplasm; chromosome; nucleus
Molecular function (GO): nucleic acid binding; ATP binding; four-way junction helicase activity
Source: RefSeq, a predicted model, not a curated record